Molecule: messenger RNA, 885 nt
Organism: Penicillium diatomitis
Lineage: Eukaryota; Fungi; Ascomycota; Eurotiomycetes; Eurotiales; Aspergillaceae
Product: phosphoglycerate mutase family protein
Exons: 4
Coding region: 1-885 (294 amino acids)
Cellular component (GO): cytoplasm
Molecular function (GO): phosphatase activity
Source: RefSeq, a predicted model, not a curated record
AUGGUCUCGCAAACAUUUUCAUUCCGCACUGUCCCGGGCUUCUUCCUUCAAGACGAGCCUACCACGGAUCCAGACACCUUUGAUUAUUCAAGCACCAACUUUGGAUUGAUUCCCCGAAGCUAUGAGAACGACACCGCUGGUUCCAAAGACAGAACCCAAUGGGACCGAUUUGCGCGGCAUAUUGUGCAUCUGAACACGAACGCAGAUAAGGGGACUUCGUACAAGGUUCUCUUUCUGGGACGCCAUGGCGAAGGAGUUCACAAUGUUGCUGAGCGCCGUUAUGGAACAAAAGCCUGGGAUGAGUACUGGUCUCUUCUUGACGGAGACGAGCAUGGCACUUGGGUCGAUGCCCAUUUGACAGCUGUGGGAAUCGCCCAAGCACAGUUUGCUCAUGAUACUUGGGCAAAGCAGAUCGCCACUGGCAUGCCCCCGCCCCAAUCCUACUAUGCCAGUCCGCUUCAUCGAUGCUGCCAGACAGCGGCGGUGACGUUCGAAAGAUUGGGGAUACCCUUGACGGAUCCAUUUCAGCCCGUCGUGAAGGAGCUUCUCCGCGAAACAAUGGGUGAGCAUACCUGUGACCGCCGUUCGAACAAAUCUGCAAUCGCAGCAGAGUUUCCACGCUACCGAUUCGAGGCGGGCUUUGUCGAAGAAGAUGAACUUUGGGAUCCCAAAGUCCGCGAGUCAGAUGAACUGCGAAAUAAGCGGUUGCUGGAAUUACUGAACGAUGUCUUCCUCACAGACGAAAACAUCUUUCUCUCCCUGACGGCGCAUUCAGGAGCUAUCACUAGCAUUCUCGAAAUUAUCGGCCAUCGCAAGUUCCCGCUGGCGACGGGGACUGUCAUACCAGUUGUUGUAAAGGCACAGAGCAUGGGUGGCUGGCAUUGA